AUGCUCUUUGGCCUCCGACGAUUUUCGCCAUCCACCUCAAACCAAAAUAACUAUUUAUCUCGGAUGUCGAGACAAAUACCACUUUCCUAUUCCCCAUCAAUGAUCACGCUCUUCUUUCUAUGUCUUCUGAGCCUGAACGGGAAGGUCACCUCGCAAGUCCUGACUGCCACCUUGCCCUCCUAUGCUCCCGUCAGCGUUGAAUGUCCGGCGAACCAACAGCUUUUGCGGCUGGCCGGAACCCCCACCGGGCGAAACCAAACCUUGUCACAGGCGGAGGCCAACUUUCUCACGGGCAGGAAAUCCGUCACAGCCCCACUCUGGCGGGAAUUCUUCACCAACGGGCCCGGCAAGGCCACCGGCUACCAGUCUACCUCGUUGUUGGCCCAAAAUCAGCAAGAUUGGCCCGUCCUUGGGAUCGCCCAUUCUGGCGGUGGUCUGCGCGCGUCAUUAUAUGCUGCUGGAGUGUUCCAAGCAUUUGAUACAAGGUCUACCUCUAGCCCCGUGCGAGGCGUUUGUCCGCUAGCAUCGUAUGUCACCGGUCUCAGUGGUGGCAGCUGGCUGGUUGCAUCUCUGGCUGCAAACAAUUACCCAACCGCGUCCGAGAUGGUCUCAGGCUGGCAGCUGGAGAAGGACCUUGCCCUUCCCGGUGGACUCAACCCCCUGAGGAAUGCGCAGUUUCUAGACGCUGUUCAUGACACAGCAAAGCUGAAAGAAAACGCGGGCUAUAACAUCUCCUUAACGGACCACUGGGGACGCGCUCUUGGAUACCAUUUCUUGCCUGGAACAAAUCCUGACAACUUCUAUACCAAUUCGCCAACAACUGCCCAUGGCGCUGGCAUUCUUUUUUCGAGUCUUUCAAACACAAAAAUGGUGCAGGAGUUUCUGACCCCGCUACCAAUAAUUGUCAGCAACCACAAGCCCGUCGGAUCAACCGCCAACCCAAGUAGCGUGACCGUCUCCGGAUCAACCUACGUCCCGCUUUCCGCACCAGUCUACGAGUGCUCACCGUUCGAGUUUGGGAGCUUUGACCCUCAGCUGAGUGCAUUCAUUCCCACACAGUACCUCGGCACCAGUCUCAAUGCUGGGAAGCCUUUCAUCGCUUCCUCCGUCAUCAAAGCCGCGAAAACCGACCCCAAAGAUAGCUGUGUUCGUGGAUUUGAUCAAUUGAGUUUCGUCAUGGGAAGCUCGGCUACACUUUUCAAUGCGUUGACUGGUCUUCCAACCCAAUAUUCCACGGUUUUGACUACGAUGGCCAGCAAACUCUCUGCGGCCAGUGUUGACAAAUCCUUAACGGCUCGGUACCCGAAUUCUUUUAGAGGAGUGAAUGGCCCGGCUGGGUUUGACCGCUCGAACUCCGACGAGUUGGUGAUCGUUGAUGGUGGAGAAAACGGCGAGAAUAUACCACUUAAUCCGUUGCUAGCUCCAGCUAGGCAGGUCGAUGUUAUCUUGGCGGCGGACGCAUCUAGGGAUUCUGAUUCAAGUGGCGUCAAUGGGGCUGGCUGGCCCAACGGAAGCAGCAUGAUCAACACUUUCUUGAGGGUGAUGAAAAUCUUACCAGCCGGCACGGCCAACUUUCCACCUGUCCCCCUGGAUUCAAAAAUCUGGGAGCAAAAGGGUUUUUCAUCUCGACCCACAUUCUUCGGCUGCGAGGCCCCAAUUAACCAAGGCAAUGGUGGAUAUCCUUUGGUGAUUUACUUGCCAAAUAGCCCCACUCAAUCCCCUCCGUUCACCAAUUACUCAACCUUCAAAUUACAAUAUUCGAAGGAGGAGAGCAGCUCGUUCCUCAACUCGGUCAUGGAGUCGACGAGUAAGCCAAGGAUUCAAACCAACAACGGUGACGCCGACUGGCCCACAUGUCUAUCCUGUGCAUUGAUAGAUCGCGCUAGGAAUCGGCAGGGCGUGGCGCGGUCCGGUCCGUGUCAAAAUUGCUUUCAACGUUAUUGCUUCAGUUGA
Messenger RNA from Puccinia graminis f. sp. tritici CRL 75-36-700-3, 1953 nucleotides. RefSeq lists its product as uncharacterized. Gene Ontology annotation, molecular function: A2-type glycerophospholipase activity. The record is from RefSeq and is a predicted model, not a curated record. Bases 1 to 1953 code for a protein of 650 amino acids. Gene Ontology annotation, biological process: glycerophospholipid catabolic process. NCBI's taxonomy places the organism in Eukaryota, Fungi, Basidiomycota, Pucciniomycetes, Pucciniales, Pucciniaceae. The transcript has 8 exons. Gene Ontology annotation, cellular component: cytosol.